This is a messenger RNA of Pteronotus mesoamericanus, 2293 nucleotides long. It is a transcript of the gene GABRA6, whose product is annotated as gamma-aminobutyric acid type A receptor subunit alpha6. The coding region runs from base 4 to 1362 and encodes 452 amino acids. The transcript has 9 exons. Gene Ontology annotation, cellular component: plasma membrane; synapse; postsynapse. NCBI's taxonomy places the organism in Eukaryota, Metazoa, Chordata, Mammalia, Chiroptera, Mormoopidae. Gene Ontology annotation, biological process: synaptic transmission, GABAergic; nervous system process; signal transduction. The record is from RefSeq and is a predicted model, not a curated record. Gene Ontology annotation, molecular function: GABA-gated chloride ion channel activity; inhibitory extracellular ligand-gated monoatomic ion channel activity; GABA-A receptor activity.
AGAAUGGCAUCACCGCUGCCCUGGCUGUACAUCAUUUUGUGGGUAGAGAAUGCCCUAGGGAAACCUGAAGAUGAUGGAAACUUCUACUCAGAGAACGUCAGUCGGAUCCUGGACAACUUGCUUGAAGGCUAUGACAAUCGACUCCGGCCAGGAUUUGGAGGUGCUGUCACUGAAGUCAAAACAGACAUCUACGUGACCAGUUUUGGGCCCGUGUCAGACGUGGAGAUGGAGUACACCAUGGACGUUUUCUUCCGCCAGACGUGGACUGAUGAGAGGUUGAAGUUUGGGGGGCCAGCUGAGAUUUUGAGUUUGAAUAACUUGAUGGUCAGCAAAAUCUGGACACCUGACACUUUUUUCAGGAAUGGCAAAAAAUCAAUUGCUCACAACAUGACAACUCCUAAUAAACUCUUCAGAAUAAUGCAGAAUGGAACCAUUCUGUACACUAUGAGGCUUACCAUCAACGCUGACUGUCCUAUGAAGCUGGUAAACUUUCCUAUGGAUGGGCAUGCUUGCCCACUCAAGUUUGGGAGCUAUGCCUACCCUAAAAGUGAAAUCAUAUACACAUGGAAAAAAGGACCACUUUACUCAGUCGAAGUUCCAGAAGAAUCUUCAAGCCUCCUCCAGUAUGAUCUGAUUGGACAAACAGUAUCUAGUGAGACGAUUAAAUCUAACACAGGUGAAUACGUAAUAAUGACAGUUUAUUUCCAUUUGCAAAGGAAGAUGGGCUACUUCAUGAUACAGAUAUACACACCUUGCAUUAUGACCGUCAUUCUCUCUCAGGUGUCUUUCUGGAUUAACAAGGAGUCUGUCCCCGCCAGAACUGUCUUUGGGAUCACCACUGUUCUAACCAUGACCACUUUGAGCAUCAGUGCCCGACACUCCUUGCCAAAAGUGUCCUAUGCAACUGCCAUGGAUUGGUUUAUAGCUGUUUGCUUUGCUUUCGUCUUCUCUGCUCUUAUUGAGUUUGCAGCUGUCAACUACUUUACCAACCUUCAGACGCAGAAGGCCAAAAGAAAGGCAAAGAGUGCGGCCUGCCCUCCAGUGACAAUAUCAAGAGCGACUGAACCCCUGGGAGCCGAGGUUGUCUUGCAUCCGGACUCCAAGUAUCGCCUGAAGAAGAGAAUCACCACCCUGAGCUUGCCAAGAGUCCCACCCUCUGAGGUCAGCCAAGCCCUCCGCGCGCCCCCCUCACCAUCCACGCCCAUCACGCCCCCGCCGCUCUCUCCAGCCUUCGGAGGCACCAGUAAAAUAGAUCAGUAUUCUCGGAUUCUCUUUCCAGUCGCAUUUGCAGGAUUCAACCUUGUAUACUGGAUAGUUUAUCUUUCCAAAGACACAAUGGAAGUGAGCAGCAGUGUUGAAUAGCUUGCAGGCAGGACACCCUGUCUUAUAUAAGUUCUCAUUUUCUGAUUUUUUUUUUAAAUAGCACUAAGACAUGUGUAGAUGAACAUGCUUUCCGAAUGUGAAAUCGAAAUUGAAAAUCUGUAACGUAUAGCUUUCAGUAAGCAGAUAUGAACCAAAAAGCAAUAAUAUCACUCCUCAGAAUUGGGAGUUGAAGGUUGCUAAAAUAUAUGACUUUAGAUGGUGGCACAAAAUGCAAUAUACAGAUUAUGUAUCACAGAAAUAUAUACUUGAAACCUAUAUGAUCUUAUUAACCAAUGUCACCCCAAUAAAUUUAAUAAAAUAUGACUUUGGUGUACAUUAGAGAAAAAAAUGUAUAAGAAGAUAAGAUUGAUUCAAGGUGAAUCUGCCAAUCUUUGUUUUUCCUUGUUCAAUAUUUUAAUUGUCACUGUGAGUAGCUUAUACCGCAAUACAGAUAAAAUAAGGAAGGCUGACAAUUCCAAAGGUUGCCUUAAAAUAUAUUUAUUUUGGCUUAGUUUUCAAGAAAGCAAAAUAUAAAUAGUGUAAAUAUUUGUCAGUAGGUUAACAGCAGCAUGUUGGAGGCCUUUAUGCUAGUAAAAUGGCUUUCAGUGGCACUGUAAAGCCCAUAUUGAGCUUAGCCAUUUGUUUUUAACCUUGCUGUGCUAUUUUACCUCAAUAAAGUAUGGUGUUUAUAUACAUAUGAAUUAUACAUAGAUUAUAAAUUAUGUAUGCAUAUGUACAUAGCUUUAGCUGGACUGCAAUACAACAUUGCUUUAUCUUGUUAAGCUUUCCUUUUAAAAUAGUAUGUUCAUUAUAAUUCCAUGAAGUUAUAGGAAAAAAUAGUGAUUAUAAGGAAACCUUGUGAAUUAUGACUGUGGUUAUAUCUUGUAUUUUCUACCUUUCUGAGUAUACCAUUAAAUAAAACAACAAUGAA